This is a messenger RNA of Thelazia callipaeda (thelaziosis nematode), 408 nucleotides long. Lineage: Eukaryota; Metazoa; Nematoda; Chromadorea; Rhabditida; Thelaziidae. The record is from the annotation of a GenBank genome assembly.
AUGACAAUUAUUAGUCGAAGACUAUUACGUUUAUUUACGCACGUUUAUCGUGCAGAAUCGAAUAUUUUGGCACCGAAAGAUAUUACACCACAGAAUGCUGUAUACGAUCAAGUAACUCAUACAGGACAGGCUUGGGAUCAAGCCGAUUAUCGACGUGCAAGAUUCACAAUAAUGCCAAAGCAAAUUAAUCCAAAUAUUGCACAAAAACUGAUUGCAGAAGUUCCGCCAAUAGAAACAGACGAACGUACCGUAUUUUGUGACGGCGGACAUCCAGCAUUGGGUCAUCCGCGUAUAUACAUUAAACUGGACAAGCCCGGCAACCAUGCUUGUGGUUAUUGCGGACAACGCUUUGUUAAUACUCACUUCACGCAUGGCGACAGUCGUAACGUUAAUCACUUAGUGACAUGA